CUGGAAUGAAUAUACCACCACCAAUUAUCAGCAACAAAAACUGGCUCAGACUGCAUUUUGUUACAGACAGCAAUCACCGAUAUCGUGGAUUUAGUGCUCCAUAUCAAGUAAAUGAGGGUGGUAUUAAAACAGCUCCCAAUUUAUGCCCAGAUCCAGGAGAACCAGAAAAUGGGAAGAGAGUUGGAUCAGAUUUUAGCCUUGGCUCAACUGUGCAGUUCUCUUGUGAUGAAGAUUAUGUCCUACAGGGUGCUAAGAGCAUCACCUGUCAACGGAUAGCUGAAGUAUUUGCUGCUUGGAGUGAUCACAGGCCUGUAUGUAAAGUGAAGACCUGUGGCUCUAAUCUUCAAGGACCGAGUGGAACCUUUACGUCUCCCAACUUUCCAUUCCAGUAUGACAGCAACGCACAGUGCGUCUGGGUCGUCACAGCAGUGAAUACAAAUAAGGUAAUACAGAUAAAUUUUGAAGAAUUCGAUCUGGAGAUUGGCUAUGACACCUUGACAAUUGGCGAUGGGGGAGAAGUUGGAGAUCCUAGGACGGUGCUCCAAGUGCUUACUGGAAGCUUUGUGCCAGACUUGAUAGUGAGUAUGAGCAGCCAAAUGUGGCUGCACCUUCAAACAGAUGAAAGUGUCGGAUCUGUUGGCUUCAAGGUUAACUACAAAGAAAUUGAAAAAGAAAGUUGUGGCGAUCCUGGUACACCCUUAUAUGGAAUUAGAGAAGGCGAUGGAUUUUCUAAUCGUGAUGUUUUAAGGUUUGAAUGCCAGUUUGGGUUUGAAUUAAUUGGAGAGAAAUCCAUUGUUUGUCAAGAGAAUAACCAAUGGUCUGCAAACAUACCCAUCUGUAUCUUUCCUUGCCUCUCUAACUUUACUGCACCAAUGGGAACAGUCCUUUCUCCUGAUUACCCAGAAGGGUAUGGAAAUAAUUUAAACUGCAUCUGGACAAUAAUCUCUGAUCCAGGGAGUCGGAUACACCUUUCUUUUAAUGACUUUGAUCUGGAAUCCCAGUUUGACUUCCUUGCUGUUAAAGAUGGUGACUCUCCAGACUCCCCGGUUCUUGGAACCUUUACUGGGGCUGAGGUGCCUUCACAUCUUACUAGUAAUAGUCACAUACUGCGAUUGGAAUUUCAAGCUGACCACUCAAUGUCAGGACGUGGUUUUAACAUCACUUACAACACAUUUGGGCAUAAUGAGUGUCCUGAUCCUGGAAUACCAAUCAAUGCACGACGGUUUGGGGACAACUUUCAAUUAGGAAGUUCAAUUUCAGUUAUUUGUGAAGAAGGAUUUAUUAAAACUCAGGGAACAGAAACAAUUACAUGUAUUCUUAUGGAUGGAAAAGUAAUGUGGAGUGGACCAAUUCCAAGAUGUGGAGCUCCAUGUGGUGGCCAUUUUUCAGCACCCAGUGGAUUGAUUCUCUCACCAGGAUGGCCAGGGUACUAUAAAGACUCUUUGAAUUGUGAGUGGGUGAUUGAAGCUGAACCUGGCCACUCUAUCAAAAUUACAUUUGAAAGAUUUCAGACUGAACUGAAUUAUGAUGUUCUGGAAGUUCAUGAUGGGCCCAAUCUUCUAUCACCCUUGCUUGGAUCUUAUAAUGGCACGCAAGUGCCCCAGUUUCUAUUUAGUACCAGUAAUUUUAUAUACCUUCUAUUUACAACAGACAACAGCCGUUCUAACAAUGGUUUCAAGAUUCAUUAUGAAAGUGUCACGGUGAACACCUAUUCAUGCUUGGACCCUGGCAUACCUGUGCACGGCCGCCGCUAUGGCCAUGAUUUCUCCAUCGGAUCCACUGUUUCGUUUAGUUGUGACCCAGGAUACAGGCUGAACCAUGAAGAGCCCCUUCUAUGUGAAAAAAACCACUGGUGGAGUCAUCCACUCCCAACUUGUGAUGCAUUAUGCGGAGGAGAUGUUAGAGGGCCUAGUGGAACAAUCUUAUCACCUGGUUACCCAGAAUUCUAUCCAAAUUCUCUAAAUUGUACAUGGACUGUUGAUGUAACCCAUGGAAAAGGUGUGCAGUUCAACUUUCACACCUUUCAUUUGGAAGAUCAUCAUGACUAUUUACUGAUCACAGAGAAUGGUAGUUUCACCCAACCCCUGGCACGCCUGACUGGUUCAGAACUUCCUUCCACAAUCAAUGCUGGUCUCUACGGAAAUUUCAGGGCUCAAUUGCGCUUUAUUUCAGAUUUUUCAAUAUCAUAUGAAGGAUUCAAUAUUACAUUCUCUGAAUAUAAUCUUGAACCUUGUGAAGAUCCUGGAAUUCCUCAAUAUGGUAACCGAAUUGGGUUCAGCUUUGGGGUCGGUGACACUCUGACCUUCUCAUGCUCAUCAGGUUAUCGGUUAGAAGGGACAUCAGAGAUCAUCUGUCUUGGUGGCGGCCGACGAGUGUGGAGUGCGCCUCUGCCAAGGUGUGUGGCUGAAUGUGGUGCAUCUGCAACAAAUAGUGAAGGAAUUUUGCUUUCUCCAAAUUACCCGCUCAACUAUGAAAACAACCAUGAAUGCAUUUAUAGUAUUCAGGUUCAAGCAGGAAAGGGAAUCAAUAUUUCAGCCAGAACAUUUCAUUUAGCACAAGGAGAUGUUCUUAAGAUUUAUGAUGGAAAAGAUAAAACAACUCACCUACUAGGUGCUUUUACUGGUGCAUCGAUGCGAGGACUGACGCUUAGUAGUACUUCAAAUCAGCUCUGGCUAGAAUUUAAUUCAGAUUCUGAAGGGACAGAUGAAGGCUUUCAACUUGUCUAUACCAGUUUUGAACUUUCACAUUGUGAGGAUCCUGGCAUUCCACAGUUUGGAUACAAGAUCAGUGACCAAGGGCACUUUGCUGGUAGCACUAUCAUUUAUGGAUGCAAUCCGGGCUACACUCUCCAUGGAAGCAGCCUCCUCAAGUGUAUGACAGGGGAGAGAAGGGCAUGGGAUUAUCCUCUGCCUUCCUGUAUUGCUGAAUGUGGAGGUCGUUUUAAAGGAGAAUCAUCAGGAAGAAUCUUAUCUCCUGGUUACCCCUUUCCGUAUGACAAUAAUCUGCGUUGCAUGUGGAUGAUCGAGGUAGAUCCAGGAAACAUUGUCAGCUUACAGUUUCUUGCUUUUGAUACGGAAGCAUCACAUGAUAUACUCCGAGUUUGGGAUGGUCCACCAGAGAAUGAGAUGCUCUUAAAGGAAAUUAGUGGAUCUCUUAUUCCUGAAGGAAUCCAUAGCACCCUAAAUAUAGUAACCAUCCAGUUUGACACAGAUUUUUAUAUCAGCAAAUCUGGAUUUGCAAUUCAAUUUUCAAGUUCUGUUGCCACUGCGUGUCGUGACCCAGGGGUUCCCAUGAAUGGGACUCGAAAUGGGGAUGGACGAGAACCUGGGGACACUGUUGUUUUUCAGUGUGACCCAGGAUAUGAACUUCAGGGAGAGGAAAGAAUAACCUGCAUUCAGGUGGAAAAUCGAUACUUCUGGCAGCCCAGUCCACCAGUCUGUAUAGCACCCUGUGGAGGCAACUUAACAGGAUCUUCAGGCUUUAUUCUUUCACCGAACUUCCCUCAUCCAUAUCCCCAUAGCAGGGACUGUGACUGGACUAUCACUGUCAAUGCUGACUAUGUUAUCUCCUUGGCAUUUAUCAGUUUUAGCAUAGAACCAAACUAUGACUUCCUCUAUAUAUAUGAUGGACCAGACAGUAAUAGCCCACUGAUUGGAAGUUUUCAAGACAGCAAAUUACCAGAGAGAAUAGAAAGCAGCUCAAAUACCAUGCAUUUGGCUUUUCGAAGUGAUGGAUCUGUUAGUUACACUGGAUUUCAUUUAGAAUAUAAAGCAAAACUCCGAGAGUCCUGCUUUGAUCCAGGCAAUAUAAUGAAUGGCACCAGACUUGGGAUGGAUUAUAAAUUAGGGUCAACGGUCACAUAUUACUGUGAUGCUGGCUAUGUUCUUCAAGGUUAUUCGACGCUCACCUGUAUCAUGGGAGACGAUGGACGGCCUGGAUGGAAUAGAGCCUUGCCAAGUUGUCAUGCACCCUGUGGAAGUCAUUCAACAGGUUCAGAAGGCACUGUUCUGUCACCAAAUUAUCCAAAAAAUUACAGUGUGGGACAUAAUUGCGUUUAUUCUAUAGCAGUUCCCAAGGAGUUUGUGGUGUUUGGCCAGUUUGUAUUUUUCCAGACAUCACUCCACGAUGUUGUUGAGGUGUAUGAUGGGCCAACUCAGCAAUCUUCUCUGUUAUCUUCCCUCUCAGGAUCCCAUUCAGGAGAAUCACUUCCACUGAGUUCAGGUAAUCAGAUCACAAUUCGAUUUACUUCAGUUGGACCAAUAACAGCUAAGGGAUUUCACUUUGUCUACCAAGCUGUUCCUAGAACAAGUUCUACCCAGUGCAGUUCUGUGCCUGAACCAAGAUUUGGAAGAAGGAUUGGCAAUGAAUUCGCAGUUGGUUCAUUAGUUCUUUUUGAGUGUAAUCCGGGAUAUAUCCUCCAUGGAUCCAUAGCAGUUAGGUGUGACACGGUGCCCAAUUCCUUGGCCCAGUGGAAUGAUUCCUUACCUACCUGUAUUGUGCCCUGUGGUGGAAUUUUAGCUAAGCGUAAAGGGACUAUUUUGUCUCCUGGAUACCCUGAGCCUUAUGACAACAAUCUGAGUUGUGUAUGGAAGCUCACAGUGCCAGAAGGAGCUGGCAUUCAAGUGCAAGUUGUCAGCUUUGCUACAGAACAUAAUUGGGAUUCUCUGGAUUUUUAUGAUGGGGGAGACAACAAUGCUCCAAGACUUGGAAGUUAUUCAGGAACAACAAUACCGCAUCUUUUGAAUAGUACAUCUAAUAAUCUCUAUCUAAAUUUUCAAUCAGACAUCAGUGUUUCUGCUGCCGGAUUUCACCUGGAAUACACAGUACAUCAGUUACUUAAUUCUGAGGGUCAUUCUCACAUUACAUGUAUGCCUGGACCUGUGAGAAGAUGGAAUUACCCAAUUCCAAUUUGUUUGGCUCAGUGUGGUGGUGCUAUGUCAGAUUUCAGUGGUGUGAUCCUCAGCCCUGGGUUCCCUGGAAACUACCCAAGCAGUUUAGAUUGCACAUGGACAAUAAAGUUGCCCGUAGGUUUUGGUGUGCAUCUCCAGUUUGUAAAUUUUUCUACAGAAACCAUACAUGAUUAUUUGGAAGUAAGAAGUGGAUCCUCAGAAACUAGUACUGUUAUUGGCCGACUUAGUGGUCCUCAAAUACCACCUUCCCUUUUCAGCACCACCCAUGAAACCAGCUUGUAUUUUCACAGUGACUAUUCACAAAACAAACAAGGGUUCCAUAUUAUUUACCAAGCCUAUCAGUUGCAAAGCUGUCCUGAUCCACGCCCAUUUCGAAAUGGUUUUGUAAUUGGCAAUGAUUUUACUGUGGGUCAGACUAUUUCAUUUGAGUGUUUCCCUGGGUACACGCUAAUGGGAAAUUCAGCUCUCACUUGCCUUCAUGGAGUGAGUCGUAAUUGGAAUCAUCCUCUUCCAAGGUGUGAAGCUCUUUGUGGAGGAAAUAUAACUGCAAUGAAUGGCACCAUUUACUCCCCUGGGUAUCCUGAUGAAUAUCCAAACUUUCAAGACUGUUUUUGGCUUGUAAGAGUACCCCCUGGGAAUGGAAUCUACAUCAAUUUUACUGUCCUUCAAACGGAACCAAUCUAUGAUUUCAUUACUGUAUGGGAUGGACCAGACCAAAACUCACCUCAGAUUGGGCAAUUCAGUGGCAAUACUGCUUUGGAAUCGGUCUAUAGCACUUCAAAUCAGAUUCUAAUUAAAUUCCACAGUGAUUUCACAACAAGUGGCUUUUUUGUGCUCAGUUAUCAUGCCUAUCAACUCAGGGUGUGCCAACCUCCACCACCCGUGCCCAAUGCUGAAAUUUUGACAGAAGAUGAUGAAUUUGAAAUAGGUGAUAUUAUUAGGUAUCAGUGUCUUCCAGGAUUUACUUUGGUUGGUAAUGCAAUUCUGACUUGCAGAUUAGGAGAACGACUCCAGAUGGAUGGAGCACCUCCAGUUUGUCAAGUGCUCUGUCCUGCCAAUGAAUUACGGCUAGAUUCCACAGGAGUCAUAUUGAGCCCUGGAUAUCCUGACAGUUACCCAAAUCUACAAAUGUGUGCCUGGAGCAUUUCAGUAGAAAAGGGAUAUAAUAUCAGCAUGUUUAUUGAAUUCUUCCAGACAGAAAAGGAAUUUGAUGUUCUUCAGGUGUAUGAUGGACCAAAUAUUCAAAGUCCAGUGCUUAUUUCCCUCAGUGGGGAUUAUUCAUCUGCUUUUAAUAUAACAAGCAAUGGUCAUGAAGUAUUUCUUCAAUGGUCAGCAGAUCAUGGCAAUAACAAAAAAGGCUUCCGGAUAAGAUAUAUAGCUUUCUACUGUAGUACACCAGAAUCCCCACCUCAUGGAUACAUUAUCAGUCAGACAGGUGGACAACUUAAUAGUGUAGUCCGCUGGGCAUGUGAUCGAGGAUUCCGACUUGUUGGAAAAAGCAGUGCGGUGUGCAGAAAGUCUUCCUAUGGGUAUCAUGUGUGGGAUGCACCGGUUCCUGCUUGUCAAGCAAUUUCCUGUGGGAUUCCUAAAGCACCAACAAAUGGAGGAAUACUAACGACAGACUACUUGGUAGGAACCCGAGUUACCUAUUUUUGUAAUGAUGGAUAUAGAUUGUCAUCUAAGGAACUUACCACUGCUGUGUGUCAAUCAGAUGGAACUUGGAGCAAUCAUAACAAAACCCCUCGCUGUGUUGUUGUUACAUGUCCAAGCAUCAAUUCCUUUACUUUGGAACAUGGAAGAUGGCGAAUUGUGAAUGGCUCCCAUUAUGAAUACAAAACCAAGGUUGUUUUCAGCUGUGACCCUGGUUAUCAUGGACUAGGCCCUGCUUCUAUUGAAUGCCUUCCUAAUGGUACUUGGAGUUGGAGAAAUGAAAGACCAUAUUGCCAAAUUAUUUCCUGUGGCGAUCUACCUACACCUCCAAACGGAAAUAAGAUUGGAACUCAAACUUCGUAUGGCUCAACAGCCAUCUUCACCUGCGAUUCAGGUUUCAUGCUCGUGGGUUCCGCUGUACGGGAAUGCCUUUCUUCAGGCCUUUGGAGUGGAUCUGAAACCAGAUGCCUAGCGGGUCACUGUGGAAUUCCAGAACUCAUUGUGAAUGGUCAAGUCAUUGGAGAGAAUUAUGGAUACAGAGACACAGUUGUCUAUCAAUGUAAUCCAGGCUUUCGAUUGAUUGGAUCUUCAGUGAGAAUAUGUCAACAGGAUCACAAUUGGUCUGGCCAACUCCCGUCCUGUGUGCCUGUUAGCUGUGGUCACCCUGGUAGUCCAAUUUACGGAAGAACAAGUGGAAAUGGAUUCAAUUUUAAUGAUGUGGUAACAUUCUCUUGCAAUAUUGGGUAUCUUAUGCAAGGACCAACAAAGGCGCAGUGCCAGGCCAACAGGCAAUGGAGCCAUCCUCCCCCAGUGUGCAAAGUGGUGAACUGUUCUGAUCCUGGAAUUCCUGCCAAUUCCAAAAGAGAAAGUAAAAUAGAACAUGGAAAUUUUACGUAUGGCACUGUGGUGUUUUAUGACUGCAAUCCUGGAUAUUUCUUAUUUGGAUCUUCAGUUUUGAUAUGUCAGCCAAAUGGACAGUGGGACAAACCUUUACCAGAAUGUAUCAUGGUUGACUGUGGACACCCUGGCGUUCCUCCUAAUGCAAUCCUGUCUGGUGAGAAGUAUACCUUUGGGUCCACUGUUCACUAUUCCUGCACAGGAAAGCAUACCCUUCUAGGCCAGUCAUCAAGGACUUGCCAAUUAAAUGGACAUUGGAGUGGAUCACAACCUCAUUGUUCAGGUGAUGCUACUGGUACCUGUGGGGAUCCAGGUGCUCCUGGUCAUGGUUCUAGACAGGAAAGUGAUUUUAGAACUAAAAGUUCUGUUCGUUUUGCAUGUGAUAGUGGUUAUAUCCUUCAUGGCUCAGAAGAAAGAACAUGUUUAGCCAACGGCAGUUGGACUGGAAGGCACCCAGAAUGCAAAGCUGUACAGUGUGGUAACCCAGGAACAACAGCCAAUGGAAAAGUCUUUCGGAUUGAUGGCACAACAUUUUCUAAUUCAGUCAUUUAUUCCUGCAUGGAGGGAUAUAUCCUUUCUGGACCUACAGUUAGACAGUGCACAGCCAAUGGAACAUGGUCUGGAACCUUGCCUAACUGUACAAUAAUCAGUUGUGGAGACCCAGGUAUACCAGCCAAUGGACUGAGAUAUGGAGAUGAUUAUGUGGUUGGACAAAAUGUUUCUUACAUGUGCCAGCCAGGCUAUACAAUGGAAUUGAAUGGUUCCAGAAUCAGGACUUGUACAACUAAUGGCACGUGGAGUGGAGUAAUGCCAACUUGUAGAGCUGUUACCUGCCCAACUCCUCCCCAGAUCUCUAAUGGAAGGUUGGAAGGAACAAAUUUUGACUGGGGCUUUAGCAUUAGCUACAUCUGUUCUCCAGGCUAUGAACUAUCCUUUCCUGCUGUUUUGACCUGUGUAGGGAAUGGUACCUGGAGUGGGGAAGUACCACAGUGCUUACCAAAGUUUUGUGGUGACCCUGGUAUACCUGCCCAAGGAAAAAGAGAAGGCAAAAGCUUCAUAUACCACUCAGAGGUUUCAUACAGCUGCAGUUCCCCUUUCAUAUUAGUGGGAUCAAGCACCAGACUAUGUCAGGCAGAUGGCACUUGGAGUGGUUCAUCACCUCACUGCAUAGAACCCACUCGUACCUCAUGUGAAAACCCAGGAGUACCACGGCAUGGAUCUCAGAACAAUACAUUUGGAUUCCAAGUUGGUAGUGUUAUACAGUUCCAUUGCAAAAAAGGACACCUUCUCCAAGGGUCUACAACACGCACUUGCCUUCCUGACCUCACAUGGAAUGGCAUUCAGCCUGAGUGUAUACCCCACAGCUGUAAACAACCAGAAACACCUGUUCAUGCAGAUGUAGUAGGAAUGGACCUUCCAUUCCAUGGGUAUACACUGAUUUAUACCUGCCAGCCUGGCUUCUUCUUAGCAGGUGGAACAGAACAUAGAGUGUGUAGAUCUGAUAACACUUGGACUGGAAAAGUUCCUGUUUGUGAAGCUGGUUCCAAAAUAUUGGUGAAAGACCCUAGACCUGCACUAGGAACACCCAGCCCAAAGUUAAGUGUUCCUGAUGAUGUGUUUGCUCAAAAUUAUAUAUGGAAAGGCUCUUACAAUUUCAAAGGAAGGAAACAACCCAUGACCUUGACCGUUACCAGUUUCAAUGCUUCCACCGGAAGAGUCAAUGCCACGCUCAGCAACAGCAACAUGGAACUGCUGCUUUCAGGGGUAUAUAAAAGCCAGGAAGCUCGCCUAAUGUUACACAUCUAUCUUAUUAAAGUGCCAGCACAUGCUUCCGUGAAGAAAAUGAAGGAGGAAAAUUGGGCCAUGGAUGGCUUUGUUUCUGCUGAGCCUGAUGGAGCUACUUAUGUAUUUCAAGGAUUUAUUCAGGGCAAAGAUUAUGGGCAAUUUGGACUACAAAGACUGGGACUGAAUAUGACAGAAGGUUCGAAUUCUUCAAAUCAACCUCAUGGUACAAAUAGUAGUUCUGUGGCCAUUGCUAUUCUUGUGCCUUUUUUUGCACUUAUAUUUGCAGGAUUUGGAUUUUAUCUUUAUAAACAAAGGACUGCACCCAAAACACAGUACACAGGAUGUUCAGUUCAUGAAAAUAACAAUGGUCAAGCAGCUUUUGAAAACCCCAUGUACGACACCAAUACGAAGUCAGCGGAAGGAAAGGCAGUACGAUUCGAUCCCAACUUGAACACAGUCUGCACAAUGGUAUAACGUGGCAACCCCUUGCCUUCUUCAGAAGCUUGGAAAUCGACACAAAACAGUGCACAUUUAGUUCACUGAUAAACAAAUUAAAGCACACUUUUCAGGACUUGCUGGGUCACCUUUUCCUGAGGAAUGAUAAAGAGCGUUUUUUCAUAAACUGGACCAUAAUUCUUCUUCAUGUUUACCAUGGAGAGUUUUACAGAAAUUUGGCUGCACUCUAAGAGUGCUUACUCACAGUUUAUUUGCUUUUUUUAAAAAGGAGAUUAUUCUAAAACAUAAACUUAUUUGCAUAUAUUGGAGGAGCAUCCACUAUCAGUAUUUCUGUGCUUUAUAAACUAUAUUAGAGGGACUGGGUUUAAAAAAAAAGAUAUAGGGUAGAAAAUAAAAGCUAUACUUACAAGAGUCAAUAGAUCACUGACUUCUCUUUAACUGUUCUGAGCUGCACCACACCCACAAGUUUGUAUUUCACACGACUCUUAUAGGCUCCUUAUUCUUGUUGAGUCAUUGUUUUCCUUACUCCAUGGUUUUUCAGGUUGAGCCAUGCUCUGAGUGUUUAUGAGCUAAUUUAUGCCACAGAAGAGAUAAGAUUGCCUGCUCUGAUUUGACUCUUUCUGGGUUUUGCUCUUCAGUAUCAUAUCACUAUUCUUUUUUUAUACUGGUUGUCAUAGGUUCUGCAAAUGGUAAGAUCAUCAUGUUAUCCUCCCAAUUUUCCUCAUUAUGUUGUAACUAAUAUUAUUCAGUAAGCCAUACAGUAGUGUUUGACUUCUUACUGCAAUCUGUUUUGUCACCCAGAAACCAAUUUAGCUGGCAAAAAUUAUCUAUAACUGAUGAUUUUGCAAUUGCCUGAGACACCAAGCUUCCAUCCUUUACCAAACUUCCCAAUGUUUUUGAAAGACCAAAUAGACUCUACUCUAGUUUAUGAUACAUCAGUUUUUCCUUUUAGUCAAGCCUUCAAGUUUACUUAACAUUGUUUUGAACUUUAAUGGAACAAUGAGUUAGAUAUGUAUUUGGGCCCUCCACAAACAUAAUGACUAAAAGAAAUGGACUCUUUCAAAUCACCAAUGUGAAUUUGUUUCCUAUAGUUGUAGAUUAACCAAAUUUUCAUAUAUUUUAAAAUCUCUACACGUUAUUCUGAAGCAGGUUUCAGAUAUGAUUGGUUUCUUUCAUUGUCAAAUUAAGAUAGAGAUUUGCAGGUUAUUGGUGUCUCAUUUACAACUGUAUCAUGGUAACGCCAACAUUUUGAUUGAAGAGGCCAUUGUUUUUCUUUUAUAGCAUGCUUUAUUUCAUUGAAUAAAUUACAUGCCCAGUGUGAACUCUUUGUUCUUGUCCCUUUCAAAUAUGGAUAACUCUGUAAACAGUCUCCACUUUUUGUGUCAUGAGACAGAGUGCCUAAGAGAAAUCAUUACACCCAGGAGCUGCUUGGAGCUAUCUCUACAACAUUUAUUGAAUUUCUUGUAAACCACUUUGAGAUACAUUUUUUUGGAAAUUCAUACAAUUUUCUCAACAUUGUACUCUACUGACACGAUGCUGUUUUAAAUUUUAUGCCAUCAAUUAUUUAUUCUAGUUUUUUCAGAUGACUGCAAUAACAAUGAUUCAUUCAUUAAUGUUAAGGUUAAUACAUUUAAGAUCUUGUUUAAACAAUGUUUCUUCUGCAACUGGCUACUCCUCUUAUAUUAAUGCAUACACUUUUGUAAAGAAGUAUAUUUUUAUGAAAAAAAAACUUUGUAAAAGUAUGAUGUAAAUUUU
Manis javanica (Malayan pangolin) is the source of this 11453-nucleotide messenger RNA. NCBI's taxonomy places the organism in Eukaryota, Metazoa, Chordata, Mammalia, Pholidota, Manidae. The record is from RefSeq and is a predicted model, not a curated record.